CUAUAUAUUCCACAAAACCCUAAUCCUAACCCCUCUCACACCAUCUCCAUCUUCGCUGCUUGUGGCGCAACACACAGCCUCCCCUCACUCUCAUUUCAUCUUGCGAAAAUGGGUCUUUCAAAUGAUUACGAUUUGUUGAACCCGCCAGCAGAUGUUGAAAAGAGGAAGCAUAAGCUCAAACGUCUUGUUCAGUCUCCUAACUCUUUCUUCAUGGAUGUUAAGUGCCAAGGCUGCUUUAACAUAACAACUGUGUUCAGCCAUUCUCAGACGGUGGUUGUUUGCGGAAACUGCCAGACAGUUCUGUGCCAGCCUACUGGUGGUCGUGCUAGACUUACCGAGGGAUGUUCUUUCAGGAGAAAGGGAGAUUAGAGAGAUAGCAUUCGAUUUAUAUUGAAAUGAAUCUUCAUAUUGGAAUUUUGAUGUAGUACUCUAUUUUCAUUUUCACUAUCUAGUCUUAAUUAAGAACAAGUGUUUUUGAGUCUACUAUGACUUGAUUAUGUUAUGGUUCUAAUUUGAGUUAUUCUUUUUGGAAUUGGAUUGUUUAUUCUAUGUGGUGGUUCCCUUAAA
Messenger RNA from Nicotiana attenuata, 567 nucleotides. RefSeq names its product 40S ribosomal protein S27-2-like. The transcript has 4 exons. The record is from RefSeq and is a predicted model, not a curated record. Gene Ontology annotation, cellular component: cytosolic small ribosomal subunit; ribosome. Gene Ontology annotation, molecular function: structural constituent of ribosome; RNA binding. The coding region runs from base 109 to 369 and encodes 86 amino acids. NCBI's taxonomy places the organism in Eukaryota, Viridiplantae, Streptophyta, Magnoliopsida, Solanales, Solanaceae. Gene Ontology annotation, biological process: ribosomal small subunit assembly; translation.